AUGGUGCGGAAUUUCUGGGUGUGGCAGCUCCUCGCCGUGAGCUUGGUUAUCUCGGUGUGUUAUGCCGGAGGCCAUGGCGGGCAUGGGGGUGGAGGAGGUGGUGGCGGUCACGGUCACAGCAGCAGCUUCGAUGAGGGCGGCGGAAGUGAGCACGGGAGCGAUCAUCACUCCGAUCACGGGUCCAAGGGUGGCAAGAAGUACGACUCUGGCCAUCACUUCGACAAGGGCGAGAAGGGCAGCUAUGGAAAGGAGGAGGACUCCGGUCACUACGGCGAGGAGGGCAGCCACAAGAAGUCCAGCUACGACGAGGGUGAUGAGCACGGAUCGCACCAUGAAUCAAAGAAAGGCUCCAAGGGUGGUAAAUUCGGCCACAAGAAGGGACACAAGAAAGGUUCGGAGACAUCAGGAUAUCACCACAAGUCGGGCAAGGACAAAUAUCACAAGGAGCACAAAUUCUACGAUGAGGCUCACAAUGAAGGCAAACACUCCAAACAUGGAGGCUUCCAUGAGCACCACCACAAGAAGGGUGGAGACCAUAAGAAGGGAGGCAAGCAUGAGUCCGGAUUCGCGGAGGGACACAAAGGCAAGAAGGGUCACCACGAUAAGGGACAUUAUGACGAUGGGCACAAAGGUUACAAAGGACAUCACGGACAUGAGUCUCACCACUCUCACCAUGAGGAUCACGGCAAGAAGGGCGGUUCUUCCGGAGGAAGCGAACACGGUUUCAAGCACGGUCACGGUGGUGGUGGUGGCGGCGGUGGCGGUCAUGGUCACCACUAA
This is a messenger RNA of Phlebotomus argentipes, 780 nucleotides long. RefSeq names its product keratin, type I cytoskeletal 9-like. Bases 1 to 780 code for a protein of 259 amino acids. Lineage: Eukaryota; Metazoa; Arthropoda; Insecta; Diptera; Psychodidae. The record is from RefSeq and is a predicted model, not a curated record. The transcript has 2 exons.